ACAGCCUCUGCUGGUGGCCUUGUGUUUCAGGCAAGUGCAGCUGCCUGCCUACUUCUCCUAUAGUGUGCCUGACAGACACUUGCCUGUCUGAUCGCAGGUCUGUCCAUCCCUGGGGCGGCCAACUGGCCCCAGCCCCAACCCCAGCCAUGCCCUGUCUCUGUCUGGCUGCCCCAGCUCUACUGACUCCCUCUAUGUGAGCCCUGCCUAAAUGCCCGGCUGGCCUUCAGCCCCAGGACUGUAUCAGUGGUGACUCCCUUAGAUUCUGGACUUGCACCCGAUUAGUCUCCUGGCCACCUCCUUAAAUCCACACCUCCCACCAUCACUCGAGUCCCACUGUGACUCCCAGCUCCAAGAGGUCACCCGAUUGCACCAGUCUGAGGAAUGACAUUCUGAGGAGGACUGUAAAGAACUAGGUCUGGGACACAGCAUGCCACAGGGCCCGGCUGCUCCCUUGCUCCUGCUGAUCCUCCAGGGAGCUUGGGGCUGCCUGGACCUCACCUGCUACACUGACUUCCUCUGGACCGUCACCUGUGUCCUGGAGACAUGGAACCUCCACCCCAACACACUCACUCUCACCUGGCAAGAUGAAUACGAGGAACUGCAGGACAAGGAAACCUCUUGCAGCCUGCAUAGGUCAAGCCACAACGCCACACAUGUGCAGUACACAUGCCACAUGCCCUUGUCUGGAUUCAUGGCCGAUGAUGUUUUCGUUGUCAACAUGAUGGACCACUCUGGCAACAACUCCCAGGAGUGUGGCAGCUUUGUCCUGGCUGAGAGCAUCAAGCCAGCUCCCCCGUUCAAUGUGACGGUGACCUUCUCUGGACGCUAUGUUAUCUCCUGGCACUCAGAUUAUGAAGAACGUGCCUUCUACACGCUGAGGGGCAAGCUACAGUAUGAGCUGCAGUAUCGGAACCUCAGAGACCCCUAUGCUGUGAGGCCGGUGACCAAGCUGAUUUCAGUGGACUCAAGGAACGUCUCCCUUCUCCCUGAAGAAUUCCACAAAGGCUCUAUCUACCAGCUGCAGGUGCGGGCAGCACCCCAGGCAGGCACUUCAUUCAGGGGGACCUGGAGUGAGUGGAGUAACCCUGUCAUCUUUCAGACCGAGGCUGAGGAACCCAAGGCAAACUUGAACCGGCACCUGCUGCUGCUCCUGAUUGUCUUGGCCCCUGUCCUGAUUUUCAUGGGUCUGAAGAACCACCUGCCUUGGAGAUUAUGGAAGAAGGUAUGGGCACCAGUGCCCAGCCCUGAGAGUUUCUUCCAGCCCCUAUACAGAGAACACAGCGGGAACUUCAAGAAAUGGGUGGAUACCCCUUUCACGGCCUCGAGCCUGGAGCUGGCACCACAGAAUCCCACAGCAACCUCCGUUCUACAAGUGCAUGACAGCUGUUCGUCAUCAUACCCAGUCAAGGGAAAGAAGUUCCUGGGGCCACCGAGUCUGGAAGAGCAGCUGGAGUGUGACGGAGUGUCCGAGCCUGGCCACUGGUACACAGUUCCCUUGGCAGCUGUCCCAGGGCACUCAGCCUACAGUAGUGAGGAGAGAGACCGGCCGUAUGGUUUGGUGUCCAUCGACACAGUGACUGUGGGGGAUGCAGAGGGCCCAUGUGCCUGGCCCUGUAGCUGUGGGGCAGAUGAUGGCUAUCCAGCCCUGAACCUGGAUGCUGGCCCAGAGUCUGGCCCUAAUGCUGAAAAUCUGCUCUUGGUUACAAACACCACCUUUCUGUCAUGUGGCUGUGUCUCAGGUGGUGGCCUCAGGUUGGGAGGCUCCCCAGGCAGCCUCCUGGACAGGUUGAGGUUGCCCCUUGGUGAGGAAAGGAACUGGACAGCAGGCCCACCCUGGAGAACUGGGUCCCCAGGACGGGGCUCCGAGAGUGAAGCAGGUUCACCCCCUGGCCUGGACAUGGAUACUUUUGAUAGCGGUUUUGCAGGCUCAGACUGUGGCAGUCCCGUGGAGAGUGACGAAGGGCCUCCUCGCAGCUAUCUCCGCCAGUGGGUGGUCAGGACUCCUCCACCCGUGGACAGUGGAGCACAGGCCAGCUAGCAUACAAUAGUUAGCUGUGGUGAGAAGAGGCCAGAAGACUGUAGUGGCUGGGUGGGCCUUUGAGCCUGACAUUUACAGUGUGAAUAUGGGGGUAUGUGUGUGUACAUGUGCGGCUUGAUUAUGUGUUAGCACAUCCAUAUGUGAGAAAUGCCUGUACAUGCGUCUUGUUCACUGUCAUACCCGUGUAUGUCUGAGCUCAUUGUGUGCAUGCAUGAGUGUAGGUGUUUCUUAGACUCUUCCCUUGCAGACAUGUGGGGUGGCCACAGUCAGUGUCAAGAGACUGGUCCAGAUUGCUGCCCCAGGGCACUAUCACAAAAUCCAGGCUUACCAGGUACCAUCUCCGGAACCUGUGAAGUCAGGGCUGUUACUGUCUUCUCUCCUUGGGCAGGGGAUAGAGUAAUGCCCAUUGGAGUAGGAAGGUUGGGGGAACCUAGGGAUGUAGCUGUGAACCCCAGCUUUGGUGGCUCCAGGCCAUGCAACCUGAAGAAGCCACUUCGGAACCCUGCUGACUUUGCUUUCCUGGACAUUAGAAUGGCACAGCUACCCUACCUCAGCCUUACACAGCUUGUAUUCCCUUUCAGCUUCUUGACAUUUGUGGCUUCUAGGACCAGGUGAAUGCCAUGAGGUGGGAGGAUGAAAAAAAAAUCAGCCUAUACCCAUCUCAUAGCCUGGUUAUCUGUGGAGAAUCCUGCCAAGGGCACUGAGUGGGUUUCUGGACUGUGAUAUACACAGUCUGGUCUCUCAGAAGCAGUACCACCAACCAAGGCUUUUUGUUGUUGUUUUGUUUGUUUUGGGUUUUUUGUUUGUUUCUGAUUUUUUUCCUGGCUUAUUAAAAAUUGCUCUAAGUACUCAGGGAAUUUAUCAAGUGUCAGGCAUGGGAAGAGGGUACAGAGGACAUAACCCACAGGACCCUCAAUGUCACACCCACAGAGUGCAGGGGACACAAAGGAGCCAUCAAGAAGUAGUUUCUAGGGUUUGGAGAGAUGGCUUAGUGGCCACUGGCUGCUCUUCCAGAGGACCCAGGUUCAAUUCCCAGCACCACACAAGGAAGAUCACAAUUGUCUAUAACUCCAGUUCCAGGGAACCUUAAACCCAUGGCAAAAACACUAAUGCAUAUUAAAAAAAAGAAAGAAGGAAGGAAAGAAAGAAAGGAAGAAUGAAAGGGAGGAAGGAAGGACAGAGUAGCUCCUGGGCACUCUGCAUCCAGUACCUGCUCUUCCUCUGCCUGUUCUUGGUGUCAUAUUAAUCCUGGGGACUUAGGGAAGAUGCCCUUGCAUCCAGUGACUCCUGUGAGCAUGCUGUGUGAGGAGAAGCUGAGAAGUAUGUGGUGGUAUUGGAACAUUCCUCACUGGACACCAGUAUAGGAGCUAGACAGUGCUAUGAUUGCUUAACCCUCUUGUCUUAUUUCUCUUCCCUUCAUCCCUUUGCUUCCUCCUCCUUCCCUCCUUUAUCCUUUGUCCUUUUCUUCUUGAACACUCUGUUCUUCCUGCAAGGGUGCCUACCUGAGACGUGGGGUGGUAUUUGCAAAACCAGUCCAAGGUUGAGGCAGUGGAGAGCCUGACCUGCUCUGGACACUGUGGGAAACCUCCAUCCUGGCUGCAACUCCAGGGUGCAGCAUCUCCCCUCAGUGGCUCAGAGAGAGGCUGUCUGUCUGUCAGUCUACAGAGCUGGACUGGAAAGCAAUCAGCAGAAAUCAGCCAAAAGUUCCUCGGCCUCACACAUAAAACAGGGUAGCUACUAGAGUCACUUAGGGUAUGCAUGAAUGUCCUCAGCAGCCAACUCAGGGCUGGAAAGUUCUGGAACACUGGUAGUUUCAACAGUGAGACUGCACCUAGGACCAGGGCAUGUGAGGCUCUCAGACCAGCAAAAACCACAGCUCCUUUCCUUCACGUGCAUAGAGCCCCACCCUGCUGCACUCCCCCUCCCCAGACACUCAGACCAAAGUGUGCUGUGGUUUUCACAUCCUCUGGGAGCCACAGACUGCAGGUGCACUUGGCAGCUCUCCAGGGAGCCAGUUCAGUCCCCCAGCAGGACUGGGGGGCUGGGCAGGAAGAACAUUCAGGGCUGACAUGCUGCCCCUCACUGGCUCCAUUUUUGAAGGAACAGCCUGUGAACAAACAUGGAUGCAAAGUUGGAGGCAAGAGCUGGACCCCUAGUAUGAGUUACUAGUGGGUGGACAGGAAGAGGGUGAAGGGUUUGAAGGAAUGACAGCUGGAUGGAAAGACAACACACUGCACAAGAGUGGGUGGAUCAGAUAUCCUCUAUGAAGCCAGCUGCUGUCUGCCCCCAGUUUAUCCCCAUCCCUGCACACAACAGGUGCUUAAUAAAGCUUUAA
Molecule: messenger RNA, 4373 nt
Organism: Phodopus roborovskii (desert hamster)
Lineage: Eukaryota; Metazoa; Chordata; Mammalia; Rodentia; Cricetidae
Gene: Il21r
Product: interleukin 21 receptor
Exons: 9
Coding region: 428-2038 (536 amino acids)
Biological process (GO): cytokine-mediated signaling pathway; immunoglobulin mediated immune response
Cellular component (GO): external side of plasma membrane; membrane
Molecular function (GO): cytokine receptor activity; protein binding
Source: RefSeq, a predicted model, not a curated record